AUGAUCAAAUCUGUAGGACAAAGGGACUAUUCAAUUCAAGAGGUCAUGCAUCAUUUACUCUCUCUUAAGUGUGUAAGUGCUACUUAUGAAGUAAUAAAUGCAUCUCUAGAUGGCUCAAGAAGAAUUCAAAUUGUAAGAGAUAAGGAAUAUUGUACUGCCCCAUCCAUGCUCGAUAUAUAUGCUGAGCGAAGGAAAUACAUGAAAACAUUUCCAAGUAUACUAGAAUGCAACUUUGUACAGUUUACAUCUACAUAUAUUAAUAAAGGUUCAAAACUAGAGAAAAGAAAACGACCAGUAAUUGUUAAAACAUAUCCAAACUAUUCAUCAAAUCCUCAAAAUCAGCAUUAUGGGCUUUUUGUAAAUAUCAACUACUUAAGUAUAAACCUUGGGAGCAUACACCAGAUGAUGCCUGGAGUAAUGCUGAACACUGUAAUGAAACAUUCAAAACAUGUUGGAUGA
Molecule: messenger RNA, 459 nt
Organism: Porites lobata
Lineage: Eukaryota; Metazoa; Cnidaria; Anthozoa; Scleractinia; Poritidae
Source: the annotation of a GenBank genome assembly